This is a messenger RNA of Periophthalmus magnuspinnatus, 1610 nucleotides long. Its product is annotated as zinc finger protein 852-like. Gene Ontology annotation, biological process: regulation of transcription by RNA polymerase II. The coding region runs from base 260 to 1495 and encodes 411 amino acids. The transcript is spliced from 4 exons. The record is from RefSeq and is a predicted model, not a curated record. Gene Ontology annotation, molecular function: DNA-binding transcription factor activity; RNA polymerase II cis-regulatory region sequence-specific DNA binding. Lineage: Eukaryota; Metazoa; Chordata; Actinopteri; Gobiiformes; Gobiidae.
GGAAUGCGGAAGUCUGUGUCACAGCCUCGGGUCUGGUCUGCGCGAGCUCACAUUAGAAAGGACCAAGACACAGGUAAACAUGACCCAGACCAGUGCUCAUGUCCAUGUGUAGAGACCUCUGCGCUGGGGACAUGUUUGGACUCUAAAUCAGACCUGGAGUUCGCCAUUUUGGGGCUGAAUUCCUGUUUUGUCAAGACCAGUUCUCCUCGUACUGGAAACGCCCAUCUGCACACAUCAUAGGAUACAUCACAGUGCAUCAAUGGCGAUGCGUGAAAUUGAGCCUUACAUCUUCGAUCCGGAGUCGGAGUCUGAGUCAGAGAUUGAGGUUGAGGUGCACAAGGAACCAACGAGACGAUAUGAGUUUUCAGGAGCAGGCAGGACCUUUUACUGGGUCCAAAAUGGUGAUGAGUUCUAUCCUCAGUACAGAAGCAUUUCAAACUCUUCAUAUCACCCUGGAAGCAUAGAAGUUACAUUUGAGCCUGACCAGACAGAAGAUUGUGUAAGUGAGCCAGAAGCACCUGCUCAAAGCGAUGAAGAUGAAGAUGAAGAGGAAGUUUCAGAAGAAGAGCAGGAAGGGGACAUGGGUCACCGGAGUUCAGAUGAGGACUGGCUUCCUCAGACUUUGACAGAGGAAGGAAGUGAAGAAGUGAGAAGAAACACUUCCUCAGAGGAAAGUUCUGACGAUGAGGAGCUCGAUGACGAUCAGAAACCUCCUCGUGAACCGAAGAAAAAGCAGCUGUGCACAGAGUGUGGUGCCUUUUAUUGUACUCCAAAACACAUAUGUGAGCACAAAACUAAACCAUACGCCUGUAAUGUCUGUGGUAAGAGAUGUGUGACUCAGCUGUCUCUAAGAUUACACAGCAACGUUCACAGUGAAACAUAUGAACAUUAUUGUAAAUACUGCUAUGCCACUUUUAAAACUAAACUGGACAAACUUGCACAUGAGGAAAUCCACCAGAAUCAACCAAGGCCAUACAAAUGUCCUGACUGCACUGUCACAUUUACCAACAACACAGAACGCAGAAAACACUUGAAAAACCACAGAGGCCAGAAGAAAUAUAUAUGUGAUAAAUGUGGAAUUGGAUUCCUGGCAAAGGAGAGUUUACAGAGACACGAAAUGAUCCACACAGGAAUGAAACCCCACAAGUGCUCAAUAUGUAAGAGAACAUUUACCCAGAGAAGUCACCUAAAGUCACACAUGCGCGUGCACACGGGAGAGCAGCCUUAUAAAUGUCAGCACUGUGACAAAUCUUUCAACCACAAGGUCAGUCUGAAGAGCCACAUCCAGCGCUACCACUCCCUGGAGUCUGGGGAGAAAGACAAGAGUUAUGAUGGUGUGACUGACACAAAUGACAAUGUACAAAACCAGGACACAGAGAAGAUUCAGAAGAAGCUGAAGGGAAAACAAGGACGGUAUUCUUCUGGUCGACCUCUAGGGAGGCCCAAAAGAAACCCACCUGUAAGCAGCGAAUGUUCAAAAUCAUCUGAGCAGUAACAGCGGAACUGAUAAAACACAAAAUCAAACACGUUACAAUUUUGCAACACACACUUGUUAUAUAAAAUGUAGACAUGAAGUACCGUAAUGUGAAUAAAUAUGUGCCUGUUGUGUG